UUUUGCUUUUUAUCCCUUUUUUGGUUCACAAAAAGCUGUUCUUUUUAUUGAUGGGCUUCACAUGGGAAGUGGGUGUGAUCUGUGUAUAGAUCUCAGUUUUUAGCCCUUUUGGGGUGGCAACUUGCAACUCUAUCUAUUUGGUGAUCUCAACUUUCUUUUCUUGCUUGGUCUAAUUCUGCAAUUCAUUCAAGAAAUUUCCCAGAAGAGAUCCUGUGUAUUGAGUUCUGUUGGUUUUGCUCAGAGGCAGAAGGUUUCGAGUCUAGUAUGGGUCUCUCGCCAUAUUCUACACCUGCAGAUGCGGGUGUUCUGUGCGUGAUUCUGGUCAAUACCGCCAUAUCCAUCUCGAUUGUCAAGGAGAUUGUCCGGUCAAUCCUUAGCGUCAUUGGCAUCCGGAUUGCAUCCUGGGAAGACUACACCAUUGAAGGCCCCUUGGACACCCUCGAGUGUCGAGGAACCCCCUCGGAGUCCUACAUAGAGGAGUUUCGCAGCCGAACACCCCCCAUCCGGUACGACGCAAUGUGCAUCUCUAACAACCCAGAGCAAGAGUGUUCUGUUUGCCUGGCAGAGUUCAAGCCAGAUGCCGAGAUAAACCAGCUGCCUUGUGGGCACGUUUUCCACACGGCCUGCCUCGAGAAGUGGCUCAAGUACUGGAACGUCACCUGCCCGCUUUGCAGGAACUACAUGAUCCCGCAAGGAGAGGACGAUGGUUGCCCAAUGUGAGUCAUUAGAUGUUUGCGAGAACCGAGACGAAACCCCUCGUUUGUACAGCUUAGUCGUCUUCAGACCGAGCAUUGCUCGGGCUGUUAAGACACCACGUCGUAGUUGUAUACCUAUGUUCAUCAGGCAAUGUUUGCGUCCUCUAGCAGCGACGGGUCCUCGUGACCAAUAUACAUUGCUGUACAUAUACUAAGAACACUUCUGCAAUCCACAAAAUUUUCAGGCAUUCAGUUCUCUA
Ipomoea nil (Japanese morning glory) is the source of this 955-nucleotide messenger RNA. RefSeq names its product probable E3 ubiquitin-protein ligase XERICO. NCBI's taxonomy places the organism in Eukaryota, Viridiplantae, Streptophyta, Magnoliopsida, Solanales, Convolvulaceae. The record is from RefSeq and is a predicted model, not a curated record. The transcript has 3 exons. Bases 265 to 720 code for a protein of 151 amino acids.